AUGUUCUGUAUACCAAAACAUUAUGAAAAUGAUGUAGAAUCCAUUUUGAUACCAAAGGGGUUGAUUACUGACAGGUAAGCAGUCUCCAUGUGACUCAGUCACUCAGCUCCCUGAGGCUUGUUAUGUGAUAUGCAGCAUUGAACAUCACUGCACAUGGUAAACUUAAUUGUAUCAAAGACCUGAAAAGCUAGAAAUGUAUUGACCAAGGCAGCAGGACUAUAUCAAACUACCUUAAACUGCUGCUUAUAAUAAUUUUUAUUAUUAAAUUGUUAAGUCCUGGGCUUAUACAUCUUUGUAAGGGGUUUCAGGAGGGUAGAAAGUGGAGGGGUUUUUAAUAAAGCCCCUAAUUAGUAAGGGGUUAUAGCUUUUAUAAUAUAUAAAUUUAUAUGUAAUAAAUAAACUGGUUCAAGACUUCAGAAGUAGUGCAUCAUUUUAUUACUACAGCUCUGUUUUGUGUGGCCAAAAGAUGACCACGCUCAUCAGGUAAUACCAACGACUGACCAUUAGAUUACAACAACUGGCAAAAAAAGCGGAAAUAAGGUUGCAAUGAGAUAUAAAGCGUUAUUUUAGGAUAUAAAUCAUGUGAUUGCUAUUUAUAAUUUGGGAGAUUGUGUUACUUUUUUUAAAAACUUAUAUUUAUAUUGUAUAAUUUUCAGUAGUUUUGGUUCAUUUACAUAGUCUACAUAAUUUUAAAUAAUGUGAUUUUUCACCGACUUUGCUUUGAUAAAUUGAUAGAAUUGAAAGGUUGGCAAGGAAUAUAUGCUGUGAUGUUGGAAAAGGCCCUCUUGUAGGGCUAUGUGUAUUAAAGGGUGGAUAUCAGUUUUUUGGAGAUCUCAUGGAUCGUAUCAGAACAAUCAAUGCCAGUGGAGGUGAAAAAAAGUUUUGUUUGUUUUUUUCUAUGCACAUGCUUCACUCAAAUAUUUCUUGUGCAAAUUUUAUGCAAUUAUAUUUUACUGUAUCACUGUACCCUUUUUAUGACUUGAAUAAAAAACGGAAAUAUUUCUUCACACGAAACUCUUUCUUUUCUUAAUUUAUGACAGAGAAUUCAGUCCAGAUGUCUGUAGACUUCAUCAGAUUAAAAAGCUAUGAGGUAAUUAUCUUAAAUUAUGUUUACAGUCAAGCCUGUCAAGCGUACCCCCCAAAAUUCCAUUAAUGAAUUUAUUAUGCGAAAGUUGAGUACGUUGGCAGUUGUAGAUUUCAGAUUCAUCUCUACAUUCUUGCAUGCGUAAUGAGCCGUGAAAUUUCUACCAGCUCAGUUUCCCUGAAUAAUUAUUAUUAUUAUUUGAUGUAAAUGCAGGAUUGUCACUAAGAUUUCAAGUUGCCGGGUAAAUACAACAAGUAGGCGGUGAAUCAAACGGCUAGGGAUUUCUUUUGGUUCUAUUUUUCUUCUAUUUUCCAAUAAAAGUAGCCGGGGGCCACUCUCUUAGUAGCCGGGGAAAAUCCCCGGCCCCCGGCUCUUAAUGACAACCCUGUAAAUGUCUUCUAAGAAUUUUAAUUCAGUCAACGAUUUUCAAUCUGACCAAAUACAGACAAGUUCUCGUAAAUUAUUCACUGUUCAUUACGCAUGCAGUAAUUCCGAUUUGAAUUUGACACCAGUUACGGGAACGACUAACGGAUUCAUUUUUCAAAUAAUCAAUUCAUUAAUAGAAUCUUGGGGGGUACGCUUGACCUGUUUUGACUGUAAAUGUUUCACUUUGGUAGGUAUAAUAGAAGUUAAGUCUAAUGGUGGUGUUUGUGUGAUGUUACAGUUCAAAAUUAUAUUCAGGUUAAAUUUUUUUAACCUACUGGUUGGUUCAUUCUCAAUUUCCUUUGUGUCCUAGCCCUGGUUAUUCAUGAGUUAGGCCUAGGAGACAAAGGGAAUUGAGAAUCAACCUGGAUUAAAGGAAAUUUAACCUGAAUUUAAUUUGGCUUUUAACAUAUAGACAGAUGGACUUAUUGUUUUCACUGUUUGGUUUUGUAGGAUGAUCAUUCGUCAGGCGAAGUCAAGAUUAUAGGAAGUGAUGAUCUGUCAUCAUUAACUGGCAAGGUACUAAGUGAAAAUCUCUUUGUAACUAGUUUAUGUAAGUGGGGCAUAUCUAUCUAUGUGGACUAGAACAAGUUGAAAGGAUCUACAACCAAUUGCAAAAAUGUUGAGACACUCUGAUGAAAAAACGACCUUUCUUGCUUCAAAUCGCCACUAUAAAGUCACAGGUCUGUGAGAUAUAAUACUGACCACCCCCCUCCCUUUCAUUCAAAGUUGUUCCUCCAAGUUUUGAGUAUGGUCUUGUAUUGCUAGCAACUUUGAUAAGGGGUGGAGGGGGAAUCACAAGCACAAGAUCAUGGACAGGCCAUUUAAUCCAAAAUACAGCAUGUACAGUGUCUCAAGCACUUUGGCAACUGGCUGUAGAAGGGCACAUGGCUCUUAAUUGGGUUGGGGUAUCAAAUGUUAAUGUGAUCUUCCAGGUACGAACACUUAAUGUGAUGGGGGGUGGGGCAGAGGUGUGACUAAAUGGAGUAUUUCUCAGUAGUCUAGGAAUCAAACUUGGCCAAUUUUAUAAAAAAAAGCCAGAUAAAUCUCUGUUGGGUUUUAAACUAAAUUUGUUUAACUUUAAAAUGUUUUUUCACAUACCUUUAAAACCUCUAAACAAGAUAGGAUAAUUUACACCAGGUUUAUGUUAGUUGAUUUAUAAUUAUUAUCUGUGCUCACAACCUGAAAAUCAAUUCUUCCCAUUUCUCUAUGCAAUUCUUCACUCUCUUUGACUUGUUUGAUCCCAGUCACAUAUUUAUUUCUAAAUCUCAAAGAUUGAACCCAAAUUUUGUGAGAAACAAGUCUUGAUCCAGUUUCAUGUUUCUCUAAAUAUUUUUACCAUACUUGACUUGAAGGUAUACAGAACAGCAGGAAUAAAAGUUACUUGAUUGAUUACUAACUCAUUUUUUGGUGUGUAUUUGGUUGUUUUUGUUCUCCUUAGCAUGUUCUAGUUGUUGAGGUAAGCUUUUAAAGUUUUGUUUUAAGAUAUCAACCCUUUCAAGGGAAUGUACGGUGGCAUUUAAUGUUGUUAAAUAUGUACGUUGGAGAUAACCAGCUAUUGAUACAAUAUAACACAUUACCUUAAAGGAAUCCAAGUAUGUUAUUUCCUUCCUAAAUUUAUUAGUUUGUGAAAAAAUUUACAUUCUUAAGAUCUAAAUAUCUAGCUUUCUUACAACAUCUAGCCCAUGAACUAGGGGUGCAUCGAUUGAUCUUUUAUAUGAAUACGCAAAGUUUUGUCACAAAUUUCUUGUGCCGUGUCUUUUUGGCCACUUAGCUGCUACAUACAUUGGGAGUGGCAGAUUUCUAGCUAUUGCAAAGCAAUGAAAUAUGCGCCAAAUUGAGUGAUUUUUUAGUUUAUUCCUUUAUUUUCAUUCCGGAAUAUUUAUGGUUAAUCAAAUGUGCCCUAAGUAAUCCAGUACUUUAUUUUUAAACAGGACAUUGUGGAUACAGGAGCUACUAUGCAAAAACUUCUAAACACAUUGACCAAAUUUAAACCUGCCUCUAUUAAAGUAGCAAGGUAUGGUUUUGUCUAUAUCAUUGUUAUAUAAUAAUAAUAUUGUUUCUUACCUUCUCUAGAUGGAAGAGGUAGCAUGGCCAAUGUGGUUAGAGCUCUGGAAUUAAAACCCAGAGGCCCCAAGUUCAACCCCUGCCCUAAUUGCCAUCAGGAUUUUUUACCAGCUUUUCUGGACACAGGCUGGCCCAGAGGGAAUGUUCACGAACGGGACUCAGGUCCCAUGCGAGGUGCCAUNUAUUAUCUGUGCUCACAACCUGAAAAUCAAUUCUUCCCAUUUCUCUAUGCAAUUCUUCACUCUCUUUGACUUGUUUGAUCCCAGUCACAUAUUUAUUUCUAAAUCUCAAAGAUUGAACCCAAAUUUUGUGAGAAACAAGUCUUGAUCCAGUUUCAUGUUUCUCUAAAUAUUUUUACCAUACUUGACUUGAAGGUAUACAGAACAGCAGGAAUAAAAGUUACUUGAUUGAUUACUAACUCAUUUUUUGGUGUGUAUUUGGUUGUUUUUGUUCUCCUUAGCAUGUUCUAGUUGUUGAGGUAAGCUUUUAAAGUUUUGUUUUAAGAUAUCAACCCUUUCAAGGGAAUGUACGGUGGCAUUUAAUGUUGUUAAAUAUGUAUGAUGGAGAUAACCAGCUAUUGAUACAAUAUAACACAUUACCUUAAAGGAAUCCAAGUAUGUUAUUUCCUUCCUAAAUUUAUUAGUUUGUGAAAAAAUUUACAUUCUUAAGAUCUAAAUAUCUAGCUUUCUUGCAACAUCUAGCCCAUGAACUAGGGGUGCAUCGAUUGAUCUUUUAUAUGAAUACGCAAAGUUUUGUCACAAAUUUCUUGUGCCGUGUCUUUUUGGCCACUUAGCUGCUACAUACAUUGGGACAUUGAUUUUAAUAAGCAGAUUUCUAGCUAUUGCAAAGCAAUGAAAUAUGCCAAAUUGAGUGAUUUUUUAGUUUAUUCCUUUAUUUUCAUUCCGGAAUAUUUAUGGUUAAUCAAAUGUGCCCUAAGUAAUCCAGUACUUUAUUUUUAAACAGGACAUUGUGGAUACAGGAGCUACUAUGCAAAAACUUCUAAACACAUUGACCAAAUUUAAACCUGCCUCUAUUAAAGUAGCGAGGUAUGGUUUUGUCUAUAUCAUUGUUAUAUAAUAAUAAUAUUGUUUCUUACCUUCUCUAGAUGGAAGAGGUAGCAUGGCCAAUGUGGUUAGAGCUCUGGAAUUAAAAACCAGAAGCCCCAAGUUCAACCCCUGCCCUAAUUGCCAUCAGGAUUUUUUACCAGCUUUUCUGGACACAGGCUGGCCCAGAGGGAAUGUUCACGAACGGGACUCAGGUCCCAUGCGAGGUGCCAUCCCUACCCAAUCCCACAACCCGUAAAGGUUGGCCACACCUUUGGGGUCUACAGCCCAGGCUAUUCUUUUCGAAUAGUGAUAUGUGGGUUCUUUCUGGGUAGUCUCGAGUUCAGCUCCUCUGUCAUAUUUAUAAAUAACCAACUGGUUUGCCUUUGGCCAGUUUGGAUUAUGUCUAUUUUCAAAUGUUUGUUUCUGUCUUUAUUUUGUAGGCUACAAUAAAAACUACUGGGUUACCAGUAAUAGUGUGUUACCCCUUUAUCUUAUGUAUGGGGGUCAUAAGUGACCACCCAUCCAAAUAUCAAGUCAGUUUUCACCAUCAAAGUAUUUUAGAUGGAAACUCUUGUUAUAAGCAACUACUGGGUACUAAAAAGGUUUCUUUGGGAAGAGGGGGGAGGAAAACUUGUUUGUCAAUGUAUCGAGGAGGAAGCUAUCAUUUAUUGUCCUUGUUGGUCUUUUGCUAUUGCUUUUGCACUUGCCCUUGUUGCUGUCGCAGUUUCAACCUAUCUUUGUGUUGUUUGUCGCCAUUUCAUCUGUCUUGUAUUACUCUCUUAAGGCAAUGUACGUGUAGCUUGUCGGAGUCUACCCUAACAGUGCCUCAAUUUUCCUCUGUUUUUGUGGAUGUAAAACAAAGGAAGGAUAUGAACCAGAUUAAAGAAUUUGUAUGUCUCCAGUAAUUAAUCACCUUUUCAUUAAUGGUUGUUAGCUUGUUGGUGAAAAGAACACCCAGGAGUACUGGAUAUCGCCCAGACUGUAAGUCCAAGUAAUUUUUUGAAUUAUUUGUCAUUUAAUUGUUUUUGUACCUUUUAUGUUCUGAUGCAUAGUAUUUGAAAGGAUUGAUGAAGUCGGAAUGAUAAGUUGCAGCCAUCAUGUAAAAAAACCUUAUUGUUAACAAACCCCAGAGUGGGAAAAUAAUCAAGCACUGCAGGGAAGAACCCUUUUUACUUGAUUUGCAGAUUCAAAAAUGAAAACCACCUUGAAUUGUACAGGAUACAAAUUAUUUCACAGCACUACAGGAAAGAACUGCUCAGUAGCUUUCACUUAAAUUUUCAGACUUAAGAAUCUUUGUACAGUAAACAAACAACCACAGAAAGGCACUGCUCAGUAGCUUGUAUUUGAUUGAUUUGCUAUAUGGCUUCCCCCACCUUGUUGCUCGUACUGCAUUGUGAAAGAAUAUGUAUUCCAGGAAAGUAUAAUGUACUGCUCUGUAGCAUUCAUAUGAAUGCUUUGAAACUUUGAUCCUGCCUUAUUGAUGCUGUUUGCAUGGUGAGAAUAUUGUGUCCUUCAGAUUUUUGGCUUUGACAGUGAUGACAUCAAGGAAGCUUAUUUUGACUCUGCUUUCUUUCAGAUAUUGGUUUUGAGAUACCUGAUAAAUUUGUUGUUGGUUAUGCUUUGGUGAGUUUAUCUACAAUUUAAUGAUUAAGUAGAAAUAUGUACAAGUUACAACCACACUAUCAAAGCAUCCACCUAAAUUUGUUACUACAGGCAAAUUAUUUUGGCUAUAACUUAAAGAGGGUCAAUCAUUUUCUUGUUAUUAAAAUCUUGUUAAAGAGACCAAUUUUAGCAGCUUAGCAUGAACAAAGUUUUUUACAGGGAGACUUUGCCCUGAGGUCCAACCCCUUACCCUCUUAUAUACUAUUUGUGACAGAAAAGGUGCCCCUUGCUCAUCCUUUCCAUUGAAAAAUGGUACCCAUUCAUAUACUUACAUACAUUCUUGCAUUGUAAUUUAAUUAAAUUCCUAAAACAGAGAGCCUUUUUGUCAUUUUCAUGUAAAGUUAAAUUAAGGCACUUCUUUUCAAAAUAUUUCAAUAAAAUGGCCUUUAAGUGUAUUUAAAUGCUAGAUUUUUCUGCCUUUCCAUAUACUUCAACUCCUGAAUUCCCUACAAACCUUUGGUAUACAACUGUAGUUCCUGAAGCGUGAAAAAGGUAUCCUUUUUGGGUGGAGCCUCCUCUUUGACUGUAACACAAAAAUAAGUUGGUAAAAGUGUUAUUGAUGUCAUUCUAUUUAAUUUUUGUUCUGCAGGAUUACAAUGAGUAUUUCAGAGAUCUCAAUGUAAGUAAUAAAAAAAAAAUGAACGGUUAUAUCAAUCAAGGAGACUGUGUUCAGCUGAAUUCAAUAUAUCCAGAUAUGUCUAGGACUGAAUGCUAAAGAAAUGCACUGGUGAUCCAUCCCAAAGUGUCUUCAUGAAAAAAUUGUUCCUCAAGGUUCUGUAGUUUUGUCAAAUUUGAAGUAAUAUGCUUUGAGUGACAAAAAACACACUACAACAAAAAACAAAGCAAAACCUGCAUAUUUCACUCCUGGGCCUAAGUGAAUAUUAACUCAUUUUGUGAUCAGAUUGCAAAAAAAUGCCAUAACAGGGGUGUAGCUACAAUCCAUAACAAAAUUGUUGAGACACUUUCCUCAAAUAGGGUAACUUCAAAGAACAAAACAAUCCACAUUUCUCCCCCCUCCCAUCCAUUCAAAGUUGAGGUGUUUGCUGUUUCCUACGAAGGUACUUCAACAGCAGCACAACAUUGCACAGAGGGCGGGGGGAGGGCGGAAGGAAAAACUUUCUUUUCCCCUUUUUAAGAUAAUUUUAUGGCAAAAUGUCAGAAAGGCCAUUUAGGGCAAAGUGUCUUCGGGAGAAAUGCCGUUAAUUGUGACCACAAUAAUUUAUUAUCAAUCAAAGUGAUUUUGAUUAAUGGAUUAUCUUUUUUAUCAACAGCAUAUAUGCAUCAUCAGUGAAACUGGAAAAAAGAAGUAUGCCGUAUAGUGAAAUCAAAAGAUAGUUAAAAAAACAUAGUUACUGUGGAUGAUGUCUAAAACACUAUUAUUGACUGCUGAAUGGUUGUGCUUGAAAGACUGUUUGACUAUAAUAUAGGAGGUAUCCUCCUCUGUUACAUAAUAGCACUACACAUUAAACUGCCCAGGGCAAGGUCUUUCAAACCCUGCACUAGUUGUAAACAGAGCUCAUGGGUUUUCAUAGUAACCAAGCCCUUUAGUUACUGUGAACUGGCUCUCCUUUGGGAGGAAUUAUGAAGGGGGUGAAAAUUAGGGAGAGACUGCAUGAGAAAAAAUGGAAAAGGGGGGGGGGGAAUGGCGGAGACAGGGGCGUAGCUACCUGUA
Porites evermanni is the source of this 7954-nucleotide messenger RNA. NCBI's taxonomy places the organism in Eukaryota, Metazoa, Cnidaria, Anthozoa, Scleractinia, Poritidae. The record is from the annotation of a GenBank genome assembly.